Molecule: messenger RNA, 1629 nt
Organism: Theobroma cacao (cacao)
Lineage: Eukaryota; Viridiplantae; Streptophyta; Magnoliopsida; Malvales; Malvaceae
Product: indigoidine synthase A family protein
Cellular component (GO): cytoplasm
Molecular function (GO): pseudouridylate synthase activity; hydrolase activity, acting on glycosyl bonds
Source: RefSeq, a predicted model, not a curated record
CCACAUUUCUUAGGAAGAGGAAAACAAACACAGAAAGGGAAAAAGAAAAGUCAAAUUCAUUUCAUUUUUUAUCUUUUCAACCGGUGCUCACUGCUGAAGAAUCAGACUGGAAUUGGAAAUACAAACUUCCCUCUUUUCCCGUCAAUCAGUCAAAUCUUCUUUGACGCUCCAUAAAAGGAACGCAUCGCACCGCACCGCAAAGGCGCUUCAAUAGCUCUUGGAAAAAUGGCGUCUUCUUCAUCAUCAUCAUCAGCGUCGUCGUCAGCUCUGAAAAGACUAUCGAAUCUCAGCAACCAUCUUCGCCCAACGAACUCAAACGCUUUAGUCAAAGUAUCUGCAGAAGUCUCUGAGGCUUUGUCAAGUGGCCACCCUGUUGUUGCUCUUGAGUCCACCAUCAUUUCCCACGGAAUGCCAUAUCCUCAGAAUUUUGAAACAGCCAAGGAGGUGGAGGCGAUUGUGAGGGACAAUGGAGCUGUUCCUGCUACCAUUGCUAUUCUUGAUGGCAUACCGUGCGCAGGUUUGAAUUUGGAACAACUGGAAAGGCUUGCCCAACUGGGAAAAAGUGCUCAAAAGACAGCUCGGAGGGACAUUGCACAUGUUGUGGCCACCAAGAGGAAUGGCGCAACCACUGUUUCUGCAACCAUGUUUUUUGCUGCCAUGGUUGGUAUCCCUGUUUUUGUUACUGGGGGAAUUGGGGGAGUUCAUAGACAUGGCGAGCAUACUAUGGAUAUAUCCUCUGAUCUCACGGAGCUUGGAAGGACACCAGUAGCAGUCAUCUCUGCUGGUGUAAAAUCGAUAUUAGAUAUUCCAAGGACACUGGAAUAUUUGGAAACUCAGGGAGUUUGUGUUGGUGCUUAUAAGACCAAUGAGUUUCCAGCUUUUUUCACUGAAACAAGUGGCUGCAAGGUACCUUGUCGUGUGGAUAGCCCAGAAGACUGUGCACGGUUAAUUGAUGCUAACAGGAAACUUAAUCUCGGAAAUGGAGUACUAAUUGCGGUUCCCAUCCCAAAAGAACACUCAGCUUCUGGAAGCUUAAUAGAGUCUGCAAUACAACGUGCCCUUACAGAAGCUAGAGAAAAGAACGUAACAGGGAAUGCUGAGACUCCUUUCUUGCUUGCAAGAGUUGGUGAAUUAACUGGAGGAGCAUCACUUGCUUCAAACAUUGCACUUGUAAAAAACAAUGCUGCUGUUGGUGCUAAGAUAUCUGUAGCCCUGGCCCAGCUCACAUAACACCAUAUAGAGGAACCAGCAUGGAAUAGGAGAUUUUGUUGGCAAAUGAAUGCCGAUCAACUUCCUUCACUUUUCAUUUAUAUAGUGGGCAAAGCUAUGGACAGAUUUGAAGUAUGGAACUGUGGUCUAGACAACUUUCCUCGUGCAACAGAGUAGUUGAUGCCGACACACUAAAAUGGGACUAGUUAAAACACAUGUUAAAGAGCUGGAGCGACCCUUUAUUUAUCUUUUCUUUCUUUUGGGGGGUGGGGGUGUUUCCUUAGCUGGAUUCACUUCAAAAACAAAAAAUCCAAGCCCUGUUGCUAGAAUCUUUCCCGCAGAACAAAGAUGUUAAAAUGAAUAGAACAAAGUCAUUGUCGGUAUGGUUAGUUGGUUUGUCAAAGAUGCUGGAAUUUUACA